This is a messenger RNA of Serpula lacrymans var. lacrymans S7.9, 396 nucleotides long. RefSeq lists its product as uncharacterized. The record is from RefSeq and is a predicted model, not a curated record. Lineage: Eukaryota; Fungi; Basidiomycota; Agaricomycetes; Boletales; Serpulaceae. The coding region runs from base 1 to 396 and encodes 131 amino acids. The transcript is spliced from 2 exons.
AUGGUUCAAGAUAGGAAGCUGUGUUCUUGUUAUCAAUGCAAAAAAUAUACUUGUGUUGACCAUGACGGCAAUAACAAGGAGGGUCAAAUGCUCAUCUCCAGUACGUGGUCUAGACAUAAAAUGAAGCACCAGCAGUGGCUAUCAAAGCAACAUGCCAAGAACAAAAAGAACACCCAGGUCAAGAUACUUACAUCUACAAUUGCAUCAGACAAGCCAAACAACCAUUCAAUACCAGUUUGGCAGCAGGACCACGGAACUGAAAACCCAUCAGCAAUAAUCACUGAGACUGGAUUGAUUGGUACUAAGUCACAAGCUGACUUGUUAGAGAGUGGUGUAUUUUCUCUCCUCCUCACAAUGCAUAUUUUUUUCUUAGACUUGUUUUCAGUGCCAGAGUAG